GCGGCGUGGUGGAGUAUGCUUGAAGUGAAAAACUAAACCCAGACCCCCUCCCCCUUCUCCCUCCACCUCCGUCCACCUCCUCCUCUGUUUCCACCUAUAUUGUUUUUCGGAGCGCUUUUGGGGGUAUUUGGUGCAUCGGGGGAGAAGCGCGAGCAGAAAUCGGGAUCGCAAAAGUUAUUGAGAGGAGAUAUUGCGGCGCGCGCAUCCGCCUGAGCAUGGCGGCGCACAAGCCCGUGGAAUGGGUCCAGGCCAUAAUUAAUAGAUUCGACGAACAGCUCCCUAUUAAAACAGGACAACAGAGCACCCACACCAAAGUGAGCACAGAGCACAACAAAGAAUGUCUGAUAAACAUCUCCAAGUACAAAUUUGCCCUUGUCAUCAAUGGCCUGACCAACAUACUCAAAAAUGUGAACAAUAUGCGAAUCUUCGGCGAUGCUGCCGAGAAGAACCUCUACCUCUCCCAGCUGAUUAUUCUGGACACACUGGAGAAGUGUCUGGCAGGGCAACCCAAGGACUGUCUGAGGCUGGAUGAGGCCAUGUUGGUAAAGCAGUUGCUGCCUGAGAUCUGUCACUUCCUGCACUCAUACCGCGAGGGCCAGCAGCACGCAGCUCAGCUACGCAGCUCGGCCUCCGCCGUGCUUUUCUCCCUCAGUUGCAACAACUUCAAUGCCGUCUUCAGCCGUAUCUCCACCAGAUUGCAGGAACUCACAGUCUGUACAGAGGACACAGUGGAUGUCCACGACAUUGAACUCAUACAGUAUAUCAAUGUAGACUGCUCUAAAUUAAAGCGACUGCUACAAGAAACAGUACUCAAAUUCAGAUCUUUGAAAAAGCCUGCACAGCUUGCAGUAAUCAGCAGUUUGGAAAAGGCCUUCUGGAACUGGGUGGAACACUACCCUGAUGAGUUCACCAUGCUCUAUCAGAGACCCCAGGCAGACAUGGCCGACUGUGCAGAAAAGCUGUUUGACCUGGUGGACAGCUUCGCAGAAAGUGCGAAGAGGAAGGCUGCUGUGUGGCCUCUACAGAUCAUCCUACUUAUCCUCUGUCCAGAGAUCACUCAGAGCAUCACCAAAGAAGUGGGGGGAGAGGAGAAAGCCAACAAGAAGUCCUUUGUGGACAGUCUGCGGAAGGCUCUGGGACAGCACAGCGGCAGCAGACAGUUGACCGAAAGUGCAGCCUUCGCUUGCGUGAAACUGUGCAAAGCCUGCACUUACAUCAAUUGGGAGGACAAUUCAGUCAUCUUUCUCCUAGUUCAGUCCAUUGUCAUGGACCUUAAGGGUCUCCUGUUUAACCCAACUAAGCCGUUCUCGAGGGGUGCGGGCUGUCAGAGUGCCGAUGUGGAUCUGAUGAUCGACUGCUUUGUAUCGUGUUAUCGUAUUAAUCCUCGUAACAACCAGCACUUUAAGGUAUGUUUGGCCUCAACAUCUCCUCCUACCUUCCAUUUCGUCCUGGUGAACUCCCUGCACAAAAUUAUCACUAAUUCUGACUUGGACUGGUGGCCGAAGAUUGACGCCAUCUACUGUUACUCAGGAGAACUGCGCACUAUGUUUUCUGACACACUUGGCAGAGUGAUUCAGAGUCUCAGUGCACAUCCACCCCUGAGGAUGACAUCAAGCCUGACUUUCAAGGAGAAAAUGACGACCAGUUUAAAGUUCAAAGAGAAGUCAACAGAUCUUGACUCACGUUCCCUGCUGCUGGCACUGGUCAAACUCAUUCAUGCUGACCCCAAACUAAUGCUGCAUAAUCCAGGGAAACCAGGUCAGGAAAUCCAGAACAGCACAGCUGAGCUCAUCAAAGGUCUGGUCCAGCUGGUUCCUCUCACACACAGCACAGAGCUCUCACAGGAAGCCAUGGAGGCGCUUUUGGUGCUACAUCAACCAGAAACCAUUGAGCAGUGGAACCCUGAUGCAGCUAUCGAAACAUUCUGGGACAUCAGCUCUCAGGUGUUAUUCUUGAUCUGCAAGAAGCUGAUUGGCCAUCCAAUGAUCAACAGUACAGAGAUACUGAAGUGGCUCAGGGAGAUUCUCCUAUGCAGGAACAAGUUCCUACUCAAGAACAAGGAGUUUGCUACACAGGGCAGUCUCAUCCCCAUCAGUAGACAGGCUCAGACUAAACUGGAGGUGUGUCUGUACACCUUCCUGUGGAGUCCUGACGCUGAGGCUGUGCUGGUGGCCAUGUCCUGCUUUCGCCAUCUCUGUGAGGAGGCAGACAUCCGCUGCACUGUGGAUGAACUGCCCAUGCAUACUGUUCUGCCCAACUACAACACCUUCAUGGAGCUUGCGUCUGUCAGCAAUAUGAUGGCUACAGGCAGAAAUACCCUUCAGAAGAGAGUGAUGGCCCUGUUGAGGAGGAUAAAACACUCUACAGCUGGAAACGUAGAGGCAUGGGAAGACACGUAUGCAAAAUGGGAGCAAGCCACUAAACAGAUACUCAACCACCCAAAAAACAAAGUUGAAGAUGGACAGGAGUGGAUCAACAUGACUGGUUUCUUGUGCGCUCUGGGAGGAGUUUGUCUCCAGCAGCGUAGUACAUCCAGCCUGGGCACCUAUAGUCCACCCAUGGGCCCUUUGACCGAACGCAAGGGCUCCAUGAUAUCCAUGGGCUCCUGCGAUGUGAACAGCGAGACAUCUCUCAACAGGUUUAUAGAGCGUCUACUGGCUCUAAUGGUCUGUACGCAUGAGAAGGUGGGCGUACAGAUUCGCACCAAUGUCAAAGACCUGGUGGGAUUGGAGCUCAGUCCAGCUCUGUACCCCAUGCUCUUCACCAAGCUACGCAACAGCAUCGGACGUUUUUUUGACACCCAGGGCCUGGUUCCCAUUACAGACACUAACACACUGUUUGUAGAGCAGACCAUCGCCAUUAUGAAGAACCUGCUAGAUAGUCAUACUGAAGGAAGCUCUGAGCAUCUUGGCCAGGCUAGCAUUGAGACCAUGAUGCUCAACUUGGUCAGGUAUGUGCGUAUUUUAGGAAAUGCGGUUCACGCCAUUCAGAUCAAAACUAAGCUGUGUCAGCUAGUGGAGGUGAUGAUGGAACGCAGGGAUGACCUCUCCUUCUGCCAAGAGAUGAAGUUCAGAAAUAAAAUGGUGGAGUACCUCACUGACUGGGUGAUGGGAACCUCCAAUCAAGCAGCAGAUGAUGACAUUAAAUGUCUCACCCGGGAUCUGGAUCAGGCGAGUAUGGAGGCAGUGGUCUCUUUGUUAGCUGGUCUUCCUCUGCAGCCUGAGGAGGGUGAUGGUGUGGAGCUCAUGGAGGCCAAGUCUCAGCUCUUCCUCAAGUACUUCACUUUGUUCAUGAACCUCUUGAAUGACUGCAGUGAGGUUGAAGAGGAUGGGCAGCAAGUGGCAGGGAGAAAGCGUGGCAUGUCAAGACGACUGGCGUCUCUACGGCACUGUACAGUGUUGGCCAUGUCCAACCUGCUCAACGCUAAUGUGGACAGCGGCCUCAUGCACUCUAUUGGUCUUGGGUAUCAUAAGGACCUGCAAACGCGGGCCACAUUCAUGGAGGUGCUCACUAAGAUCCUUCAGCAGGGGACGGAGUUCGACACUUUAGCAGAGACCGUGCUGGCUGACCGCUUUGAAAGACUGGUUGAGCUGGUCACCAUGAUGGGAGACCAGGGGGAGCUGCCCAUCGCCAUGGCACUUGCCAAUGUAGUGCCCUGUUCCCAAUGGGAUGAGCUGGCCAGGGUGUUGGUGACACUGUUUGACUCUCGACACCUGCUGUAUCAACUGCUGUGGAACAUGUUCUCAAAAGAGGUGGAGCUGGCCGACUCCAUGCAGACCCUCUUCAGAGGCAACAGCCUUGCCAGCAAGAUCAUGACAUUUUGUUUUAAGGUAUAUGGUGCUGCUUAUCUGCUGAAACUUCUGGAACCGCUCUUGAGAGGAAUAAUCACCACACCAGAAUGGCAGCAAAUUAGUUUUGAAGUGGACCCCACCAGGCUAGAACAAGCAGAGAACCUGGAAGAGAACCAGAAGAACCUGUUGCAGAUCACAGACCGCUUCUUUCUGGCCAUCGUCAACUCUUCCAGCGAGUUUCCUCCUCAGCUACGCAGCGUGUGCCACUGUCUGUAUCAGGCUACUUGCCACUCCCUUCUGAAUAAAGCCACUGUAAAAGACAAAAAGGAAAACAAAAAAUCCGUGGUCAGCCAGCGGUUUCCUCAGAACAGUAUUGGUGCUGUAGGAAGUGCCAUGUUCUUGCGCUUCAUUAACCCCGCUAUAGUUUCACCAUAUGAGGCAGGCAUACUGGACAAGAAGCCUGCGCCUCGGAUUGAGCGUGGCCUCAAACUCAUGUCGAAGAUUCUCCAGAGCAUUGCUAAUCAUGUCCUAUUCACAAAAGAGGAGCACAUGCGGCCCUUUAAUGAUUUUGUAAAAAGCAACUUUGAUGCAGCCAGAAGGUUCUUCCUGGAUAUUGCAUCUGACUCUCCUCCGAGUGACUCGGUUAACCACAGCCUGUCAUUCAUAAGUGACGGCAAUGUGCUUGCUCUGCACCGCCUGUUAUGGAACAACCAGGAGAGAAUCGGCCAGUACCUGUCCAGUAACAGGGACCACAAGGCAGUGGGCCGUAGACCAUUUGACAAGAUGGCUACCCUUCUGGCAUAUCUGGGCCCUCCUGAACAUAAACCAGUGGCUGAUACUCACUGGUCCAGCCUUAACCUCACCAGCUCAAAGUUUGAGGAGUUUAUGACAAGGCAUCAAGUCCAUGAAAAAGAAGAAUUCAAAGCAUUAAAGACGCUCAACAUUUUUUACCAAGCUGGCACAUCUAAGAAUGGCAAUCCUGUUUUUUAUUACAUUGCCCGCAGGUUCAAAACUGGACAAAUCAAUGGCGAUCUUCUAAUCUACCAUGUGCUGCUGACUCUCAAGCCUUACUAUGCCAAGCAAUACGAGAUCGUAGUAGACCUCACCCAUGUGGGCCCCAGUAACCGCUUCAAGACAGACUUCUUGUCCAAAUGGUUUGUGGUCUUUCCCAACUUCGCCUAUGAGAACGUGGCUGCCGUCUAUAUCUACAAUUGCAACACCUGGGUGCGAGAGUACACUAAAUACCAUGAGCGACUUCUGACUGGUCUUAAGGGGAGCAAGAAGCUGCUGUUUAUAGACUCGCCAGCACGUCUAGCUGAACACAUAGAACCUGAACAGCAGAAGCUUCCCGCUGCUACCCUGGCGCUGGAGGAGGACUUAAAAGUGUUCCACAAUGCCCUAAAGCUGGCACACAAAGAUACAAAGGUGUCGAUCAAGGUGGGCUCAACAGCCGUACAGGUGACCUCAGCCGAACGGACACGUGUCCUGGGACAACCUGUUUUCCUGAACGACAUAUACUACGCUUCAGAGAUCGAAGAGAUAUGCCUGGUGGAUGAGAACCAGUUCACUCUGACCAUCGCUAACCAGGGCACCCCUCUAACAUUCAUGCAUCAGGAAUGCGAAGCCAUCGUCCAGUCCAUUAUACAUAUCCGCACACGCUGGGAGCUCUCCCAGCCAGACUCCAUCCCUCAGCACACCAAGAUCAGGCCUAAAGAUGUUCCAGGCACCUUGCUUAACAUCGCCCUACUAAACCUGGGAAGCUCAGACCCAAGUUUGAGAUCAGCUGCAUACAAUCUCCUCUGUGCCUUAACCUGCACCUUUAACCUGAAGAUUGAAGGUCAGCUCCUGGAAACAUCUGGCUUGUGCAUCCCAGCCAACAACACCCUUUUUAUAGUGUCCAUUAGCAAAACACUAGCAGCCAAUGAACCCCAUCUCACUCUAGAGUUUCUGGAAGAGUGCAUCUCUGGCUUCAGCAAAUCAAGUAUUGAGCUAAAGCACCUGUGUUUGGAGUAUAUGACUCCUUGGCUGCGUAAUUUAGUGCGCUUCUGUAAACACAACGAUGAUGCUAAACGACAGCGUGUCACGGCUAUCCUGGACAAGCUCAUCACUAUGACCAUCAAUGAGAAACAGAUGUACCCCUCCAUACAGGCAAAGAUAUGGGGCAGCUUGGGACAGAUAACAGACUUGCUUGACGUGGUGUUGGAUAGCUUCAUAAAGACCAGUGCUACUGGGGGUUUGGGAUCCAUCAAGGCUGAAGUGAUGGCUGACACAGCUGUAGCUCUGGCUUCAGGAAAUGUCAAGCUGGUGUCCAGCAAGGUGAUUGGCCGAAUGUGUAAGAUCAUUGAUAAGACGUGCCUGUCACCAACCCCCACCCUGGAGCAGCACCUGAUGUGGGACGACAUCGCCAUCCUGGCACGUUAUAUGCUCAUGCUGUCCUUCAACAACUCCCUAGAUGUGGCUGCUCAUCUACCCUACUUGUUCCACGUCGUCACCCUGCUGGUGGCCACUGGCCCGUUGUCCCUCAGAGCAUCAACACAUGGCCUAGUUAUUAACAUCAUCCACUCACUCUGCACCUGCUCACAACUUAACUUCAGUGAGGAAACUAAACAGGUGCUGCGACUGAGCCUCACUGAAUUCUCGCUGCCCAAAUUCUACCUGCUGUUUGGCAUCAGUAAGGUGAAGUCUGCAGCAGUCAUUGCCUUCCGCUCUAGCUACAGAGACCGCUCCUUCUCUCCCGGCUCCUACGAAAGAGAGACCUUUGCCCUGUCCUCACUGGAAACAGUAACAGAGGCCCUGCUGGAGAUCAUGGAGGCUUGUAUGAGGGACAUUCCUGGAUGCAGAUGGCUGGAUCAGUGGACUGAAUUAGCUCAAAAGUUUGCCUUCCAAUACAAUCCGUCUCUUCAGCCACGGGCUCUAGUGGUGUUCGGCUGCAUCAGUAAACGUGUGACUCAUGGACAGCUCAAACAGAUUAUUCGUAUUCUCAGCAAAGCCAGUCCUCUGCUUAGCAUUGACCGGGGGCUGGAGAGCUGCUUAAAGGGGCCGGAUAAUUACAACAGCCAAGUUCUCAUUGAGGCCACCGUCAUCGCACUUACCAAACUACAGCCUCUGCUUGAUCAGGAUUCACCCAUGCAUAAAGCUCUGUUCUGGGUGGCCGUGGCUGUGCUUCAGUUGGAUGAAGUGAAUCUGUACUCUGCCGGUACUGCCCUACUGGAGCAGAACCUGCACACGCUGGACAGCCUCCGAGUGUUUUAUGAUAAGAGUCCUGAGGAGGUUUUCAUGGAGAUACGUAAGCCUCUGGAAUGGCACUGUAAACAAAUGGACCAUUUUGUAGGACUCAACUUUUCCUCCAACUUCAACUUUGCAUUAGUGGGGCACUUGCUCAAAGGAUACAGACAUCCCUCUUCCACCACGGUGGCCAGAACUGUUCGCAUCCUGCAUACGCUUCUGGGUUUGGUGGGGAAACACCGCAGUUGUGACAAGUUUGAGGUGAACACACAAAGUGUGGCCUAUCUGGCAGCUUUGCUCACAGUAUCUGAGGAAGUCAGGAGCCGCUGCAGUCUAAAGCACAGGAAGUCAUUAUUGCUUUCGGAUGUUACCAUGGAGAACUUCCCUAUGGACUCCUACUCAGUGUACGACACCGAGGCUGAAUGCAGGCCCUGGGCUUCUCCUAAAGUGUCAGAGCACAGCCUUGCACCACCAUACUCUGCCAUGGGCCAGACCAGCCUUCGCCCACGCAAGUCCAUGAGUGUGGACAUGGGCCAACCGUCACAGGCCAACACAAAGAAAUUAUUGGGCACCAGAAAGAGUUUUGAUCAUCUAAUAUCUGACUCAAAAGCCCCAAAGAGGCCGGAUAUGGAAUCAGGCAUCACUACUCCUCCAAAGAUGAGGCGGGUUUCUGAAAAUGACUAUGAGAUCGAAACACAACGAAUAGCCAACUCACACUUACGCAAAGUGUCCGUGUCUGAAUCAAAUGUUCUUCUGGAUGAGCAAGUUCUCACAGACCCAAAGAUCCAGACUCUGCUCCUCACUGUGCUGGCGACGCUGGUGAAAUACACUACCGAUGAGUUUCAUCAGCGAAUCCUGUACGAGUAUUUGGCUGAGGCCAGUGUGGUCUUCCCCAAGGUCUUUCCUGUAGUUCAUAACCUGCUGGACUCCAAGAUCAGUACCGUCCUCUCCAUGUGCCAGGACCCCAACCUCCUGAAUCCCAUUCACGGCAUCAUUCAGAACGUUGUGUAUCAUGAGGAGUCUCCUCCACAGUACCAGCCAUCCUGCUUACAGAGCUUCGGUUUCAAUGGACUCUGGAGGUUUGCCGGGCCCUUCUCUAAGCAAGCCCAAAUUCCAGACUAUGCUGAACUUGUUGUCAAGUUUCUGGAUGCUUUGAUUGACACCUACCUUCCCGGGAUAGAGGAAGAAGGGGGGGAGGAGUCACUGCGCACGCCCACCUCUCCAUAUCCCCCCACCGUCCAGAGCCAGCUCAGCAUCACAGCCAAUCUCAACCUGUCCAACUCCAUGACAUCACUCGCCACUUCACAGCACUCACCAGAGGGCCCUAUAGUUUAUAGACGGUCCCCAACUCUCUCCCAUCCACGAACCACAGAGGAGGUGCCACCGAAAACAGCUGCUGCACGUUGCCUAAACAGCUGGAUUUGUGCUCACUGCCCCCUUCUGUCUGGGACUCACGACCAUGAAUAUGGCAUUGACAAGGAGAAUGUCGAGAUUUCUUCCACCUCAAGUCUCUCCACCAGCGGGCGAGCACGGCAUGGAUCAGCUAGUCAGGUACAGAAACAGCGCAGUGCAGGCAGCUUCAAACGGCCAAGCAUCAAAAAGAUCGUCUGAUAAGAUUUGAGGCGUUUGUACUCGCUCUAUGGCCAUCGUACUUCUCCACGAAUCAUUUUUGUUUUCUGCCAUCCAGUUUAAAAAGGUUCCUGCAUCAAAGAACCGCUUGAGUUAGGUUUUUGUUUAAAGAAAACAAUGAAGAUGCCAAUUAAACUGAAGCUUGCCUGAAUACACAGUGAGCGGUUUGAGUUUUUUCGGAGAUUGCACUGAAACUCUUCAUUGCUCUCAACAUCGUCAAGAUUACACAUGUUCUGGGACCGGCCACAUUUAAAUGCUAGAUUUGACGCACGUGCACAUCUGUCCAACGCAAGCUCUCAAACCAUUUGUAAAGUGCACCAGGAGGCGUCCACUCUUCAUCUUGCAACUUGCACAAACUGAGAUUGUCCUCAUUGAUGUUUAAAGGAAACGCAUGAAUGAGAAACAAAUUUAAUCAACCACUACAGCAAAGGAUGAAUAAUACUAACUGUGUGGAGACUUUCAGCCUCAUCAUUCUGGACUUUUCCAUUUAGUCCUGGAUCUACUCUUGGGAUGGACUCGCAGCCUGUCCAUAGACAACCUUAUAUCCACAGGCUUGAAUUCUGGAUUGUGAUCCAAAGUCGGUGCGAUCCCAACCAGGUGUAUACAUGGAAAGAUUAUAUGUGUACUAUACUAUUGACGAUAAUAACGAUCACAUAUUUUGGGUUCUUAUUUUAUCCAUUGUGUGCCUUUGUCAGGGUUUUCAGCUGUGUAUAGUUUGUAAAAUAGGCAAGACCUUGCUAAGGAAGGGAAAAACAGGUACUAAUUAUUAAAAACCGUGUUGCGGCUUUAACAUAUUCCAUAUGUCCAAAUGUUGCUACAGUGUAAACGGUACCAUGUGACCAUCAAAUACAACUAUCAUAUUGCAGCAUCUAAAUAUUUAUUCUGUAAAUGUAGAUAAUCCUUUCAAAGGUCACAUGCAGUUAUUGCUUUGCGAUCGUUGUUAUAAUCAUCAGAAGUCGUCAAAACAAGAUUAUAGAAGAGCAAAGAUGAGUCUGUGUAGUAUUCUGUCCUGUUUUCAUUAUGGAAAUUAUGCUUUGUUUACAAUUGGAUGAUGUAAUGGGGAUGAGAGAGUGCCAAUCGGUGACAUUUCCAAAAUGCAUCAAACACAACAAAUUGGCAUUUAAAUGAACAGGUUUUAGCGUCUCACAGUGGUGCAAUAUGUUUUGUUUUGUUGAACACUAUUUGUGUGUACAAAUUGCACAUCAUUAAAGUGUGUUGACACUUUUACCUUCCCCUGUAUCCAUCUCACUAAAGUCUCAGAUAAGCAGUGACACAAGAGUCCAAAUCCCAGUAGUAACAUUGCACCAAAGACUAGUCUGCAAUAUUGCAAGGGGAAACUGUUGUAAACUCAAUUUUUGUAUAUUUUUAUGUCUGUCAUGUAUGUUGUAUGCCUUUAAAUAAUAAUUUCUUCCAUACAGUUAUCACAUAGCUUUGUAACAAAGGAUUCAACAUUUAACUUUCACCCAGAAACUAACCAGUUCUUGAGAAUGAGAGGUGAGAUAUACCUUCAGUGCGAAAUUAAACAAAAAUGUGCCAUUUCAGUUUCAAUUAAAAUGCCAUUAACAGGGCUUCACGAUGUACUAGAUGCACAAUGGCCGUGACAAUAUAAGUGGGAUUUUUGUGUGCAAUAUUUGUUUUCUGCAUCGGUUGUCCUUACUUGACCAGCUAAUCUUGUCAAAACUAAAAGGAAAAAAUGGUAGUGUACCUUGAAACAAAUGGAUUCAUGUUUCUCGGUUUCAUUUAAAUUUAGGUUUGUUUGUUUUUUGAGGGGAAGUAUUGUAAAUGUUGUUUUUUUUUUUUUUUUUUUGCUCCAUGUAAAGAUGCUUAUUAAAGGGAAAUGUGUCUAACUAAAAAAGGGUACCUACCAAACGUAUGAGAACAGACUAUUUAUGCGUACGUUUUAGUUGUAUAUUUCCGAAAGAUUGGUGCAUUCAGAUCUGUGAGUACCAGAAGUAUCAGGAUUGGGACCAAAUCAGUGUCUUUUCUGUUUCAUUUGUGGAUUUAUUUUACAUUUUUGUAUUACUAUCUUACUAUCUUGUAGAUCCAAAAAACAUGUUUAUACUGACUUACGUAUGGUCAUUGUAGAGCACUAAAUAUUACAGUGAAAUAUAAUCCCAACAGGAGAUUUCAGAUCGCCGUGUGUUUUUGUUACGAUCAAACACAAAUUUUGAAUGGUAUUGAAAUGUUUAUUUCUGCUUUACAUGUUGUAAUGGUGAAUUUAACACCAAUCCAUGUCAAACCCACAGGUGUGUUUUCAAUUCUGAUUGAAAAUAUGAAGGAAAAUCAAUGACCCAAUUGAGUGUUUGAAAUGUAUGUUUGUGUGUGUGUGUGUGUGUGUGUCUAUUACUCCUCUCUCUUGAAUUAUAGAUGUUACAUUGCUAAUACCAAUCUAAAACUGACCAAUCAGAUGUGUCCUUGGGAUGUCUGAUAUUUCAAUACUUUAAGAUGAUAAUGAAGACACAAUCUUGGCUGCUGUGGCAGCAGUUAGACAUAUGACAUGCCCCCAAUCCUUUUCAAUUGCAUAUGUAAAAUUAUAUUGUCUCGUGUAUUCAUCCUAAACAGACUUGUUUGUUUGUCUAAUGCAUUUGCCUCAUUUUUAAUUGCAUUGGUCAUCUGUAAACAAUAUAUCUGUCACCUGUAAAUAUGUUUGUGUAAAAUUGGAAGGUAUAUAAAUACAAGUGUAAAUAUAAGUGAUAUUGUAUUACUUGCUUUUUUUGUAAAGCGGUUAGUUGCUGUACAUGUAUAACAUGGCAAUUUAAUUAUACCAGUGUUCGUAAUAAAAGUUUCCCUCAACGCUGUUA
Messenger RNA from Myxocyprinus asiaticus (Chinese sucker), 11446 nucleotides. RefSeq names its product neurofibromin. The coding region runs from base 216 to 8627 and encodes 2803 amino acids. Lineage: Eukaryota; Metazoa; Chordata; Actinopteri; Cypriniformes; Catostomidae. The record is from RefSeq and is a predicted model, not a curated record. The transcript is spliced from 59 exons. Gene Ontology annotation, biological process: regulation of GTPase activity.